Molecule: messenger RNA, 3248 nt
Organism: Mesocricetus auratus (golden hamster)
Lineage: Eukaryota; Metazoa; Chordata; Mammalia; Rodentia; Cricetidae
Gene: Ttc38
Product: tetratricopeptide repeat domain 38
Exons: 14
Coding region: 106-1503 (465 amino acids)
Molecular function (GO): protein binding
Source: RefSeq, a predicted model, not a curated record
CCGCCCCCUUCCGCAAUCAACAACACCCUCACUUCCCGGGAAGGCUUGGGGACUUCCAAGAGCCUUAACCAGCUGACCCUCACUCUGCUGACCAAAACCACAAUCAUGUCACUUCGAGACUGCAAGGCUUGGAAGGAUGCUGGGCUCGCGCUCUCAACCACAAGCAAUGAAGCCUGCAAGCUGUUUGAUGCCACCUUGACCCAGUAUGUCAAGUGGACCAACGACAAGAGUCUUGGUGGCAUCGAGGGCUGCCUGUCAAAGCUCAAGGCAGCAGACCCAACUUUCGCCAUGGGUCAUGCCAUCUCUAACGGCCUUGUGCUCAUUGGCACGGGAAGCUCCGUGAAGCUGGACAAAGACCUGGACCUGGCUGUGAGGACGAUGAUGGAGGUUUCCCAGACCCAGACUCUGACACCUCGGGAGCAGCUACAUGUGUCUGCGGUGGAGAUGUUUGCCAAGGGAAACUUCCCAAAAGCCUGUGAUCUCUGGGAACAGAUCCUCCGGGACCACCCAACAGACAUGUUGGCUCUGAAGUUUUCCCAUGAUGCCUACUUCUAUCUGGGCUUCCAGGAGCAGAUGCGGGAUUCUGUGGCUCGAAUUUACCCCUUUUGGACACCUGACGUCCCCCUUAGCAGCUAUGUGAAAGGCAUCUAUUCUUUCGGACUGAUGGAAACCAACUUCUAUGAUCAGGCACAAAAGCUUGCCAAAGAGGCUUUAUCUAUUGAGCCGACAGAUGCGUGGUCAGUGCACACUAUUGCCCACAUACAUGAGAUGAGAGCAGAGGUCAAAGAUGGGCUGGAGUUCAUGCAGCACACCGAAGGCCACUGGAAGGACUCUGACAUGCUCGCUUGCCAUAAUUAUUGGCACUGGGCCCUGUACUUGAUCGAAAAGGGAGAAUACGAGGCUGCGCUAACCAUCUAUGACAACCAUAUCCUCCCCAGCCUGCAGGCCAGUGGCGCCAUGCUGGAUGUGGUGGACAGCUGCUCCAUGCUCUACCGUCUUCAGAUGGAAGGGGUGUCCCUUGGCCAGCGGUGGCAGGCUGUCCUACCUGUGACUAAGAAGCACACCCGAGACCACAUCCUUCUGUUCAAUGACGCUCACUUCCUGAUGGCCUCCCUGGGCGCACGGGACCUCCAGACCACACAGGAGCUGCUGACUACCCUACAGGAGGCCAGCGAGUCCCCAGGUGAGAACUGCCAGCAUCAGUUGGCACAAGAUGUGGGGCUGCCCCUGUGCCAGGCCCUUGUGGAGGCUGAGAACGGGAGUCCUGACCGAGUCCUAGAACUUCUCUUGCCAAUCCGCUACCGAAUUGUCCAGAUUGGGGGCAGCAACGCCCAGAGAGACGUCUUCAACCAGCUGCUGAUUCAUGCCGCCAUCAACUGCACCUCCAGUGUUCAUAAGAAUGUGGCCCGGAGCCUUCUGAUGGAGCGUGAUGCCUUGAAACCCAACUCACCCCUGACUGAGCGGCUCAUCCGCAAGGCAGCCACUGCCCAUCUCAUGCAGUAACCCAGGCCAGGUCCUUGGCCUACAGCUCAGCACUGACCUCCUGGCUUUAGGUUGACUGUCUGGUUGGGUUAGGGUUAGGAAACAGCUGGACUUGAUUGUCAGAGGAUAAAGUAGAAUUUUCCAGAUCAGUAGUUUAGUAGAAAUGAGGGACACAAGUUAAUUUUGAGUGGAUAUUCAGAAUUCCUCUCAGGGCCAACAUGCAUUUUUAAACCUCCAGAACCAAAGCAGUGCUAUUAUUUGCAGAUGCCUUUGUGUUUUCUUGUUCUGCUGCUGGCAGGCAGGGUAAAGGUGUAACGAGCUCAGCUGGGAGGUCUACACGUGACAGACACACACACACACACACACCUGGCACUAGUGAAACCUUUUCAUUUAGUUUUCCUUAUAUUCUACACAGGUCCCACUGUCCCUGGGAAGGAUUCCAGUGAGAGCUGCCUGGGGUCCCAGCCAGCAGAGGCUUUUCCUUUUGAGGGGGAGGGGACUCUGCUUCAUUGGUUUUGGCUAUCAGCCCUAGAUUGCAGCACUUGCCACCCUCUCCAAAGAUGAGGGGAAGGAUGGUUGGGGGGGGGUUGGUGGUGCCACCUGGAGCUUCUCUGUAAACUGCAUAUGGGAGUGAAGCUUGAGGGAUGGGGCUCUGAGUCUGCUCUUCUGAGUGAGUCUGAGAACUGAGCCCGGAUCUGCUCUGCUGUGGCAAAUAACCACAACACUGACAUGGCCGCCACGAGAGUAAACACAUCCCUGGGUGCAUGACAGGACAGCCCUCCUGGGAGGCUUGUUGCUGCUCUCCGGAAGGGGGGGGUGCAAAUGCAAAGAUGCUCCUCAGGCUCCUUCAGUUCCCGCGUUAGUGUGGACUAAUGGGCAGGUAGGUCUCCCAGGGGGACACGGAGGUCGGCAGACCUCCCGAGCUUUGCCCAGUCAGCUCAGUCCUGAACAGAUUCUGGACAUUAUUUUAAUGGGUUCCUUUGAUCACUCACUCCUGUGGACACCUCAGAGCAUCUCCUGGAUGCCAGGUUUGGGUUGGGUCCUGGGGAGAUAGGCUUCUCCUUCAAUUUUCAGUGGGUGGGGCAGCAAGUCAAGAAAUUGCGUAAUUGUCAUGAGAUUUUAAAGGUACUGUCUCUCUACCCCGCAGCCUAAGACAGGCACCAAGGGGCUCGUGGGGGGAGGGGGGAGAUGGAGGGCUCCUCAUGAUUUUUUUAACCUUAUUCCAAAUAAUACAGGAUUUACCCAGGAAGUAGGAGCCUUGCUCCCUCUUUCAGGAAGCCUCCCAGCCUUCCUGUGGGCUGGUGACAGCGCCUUCUCUUUGCCCCACAGCCCUCAGUACCUGCCUUUGCUGUUGUACCGCUUUCUGCUAUGAUUUCUUUCUGGUCAGGAAGUGUGAGCUCUGUAUCACCCAGCCACUCAGUGGUUUCCACUGAGGACCUGCCUGUAAAAGCCGGUGUGUAGGCGUGUAAGCUUCAAUGGAGGAGGGCAUGACUCUACCAGGGACAGAUCACUAAUUUAAAGAGAAAGUGUGUGUGUGUGUGUGUGUGUGUGUGUGUGUAGAGAUGGCUCCGUGGUUAAGAGCACUUGCUGCUCUUCUAGGGGACCAGGGUUCAGUUCCCAGCACCCGUGUGGCAGCUCACAACUGCCUGCCUGUAACUCUAGCCUCAGGGGAUCUGACACCCUCUUCAGGCCUCUGUAGGCACCAGCUUACAUGUACAUACUCACACAUUGACAAAAAGGGAAUAAAGGUAUAUUUUAAAAGCCAA